This is a messenger RNA of Microstroma glucosiphilum, 3492 nucleotides long. RefSeq lists its product as hypothetical. Gene Ontology annotation, cellular component: ribonucleoprotein complex; nucleus. NCBI's taxonomy places the organism in Eukaryota, Fungi, Basidiomycota, Exobasidiomycetes, Microstromatales, Microstromataceae. The transcript is spliced from 3 exons. Gene Ontology annotation, molecular function: RNA binding. Gene Ontology annotation, biological process: RNA processing. The coding region runs from base 1 to 3492 and encodes 1163 amino acids. The record is from RefSeq and is a predicted model, not a curated record.
AUGUCGACUUCGGCUUGGUCGAAUGCCACUGGGAAAAUGAAGCCUUCGUAUGCAGAACUUUUGCGACGAGCCAAAGAAGAGAAGUCUGCCGAUGGCAAUGGUCGCAGCGGCAGCAUUGACCCAGGAAACAGCUCUACGAAGCUUGCGCCCACUACCAAUAGGCAACUCGCUGAGGCGAGACAAAUCGGUGCGAGUGAAGCAAGCAAGGCAACCACUGAGCCUCCUUACGUACAGACAGCCCGUUCUGCCGCGUCUCAAGCAACAGACAGAGUCGGCUCAGGCUCCUCGACUGCGAUCACAAGUUCCGAUCGCAAUGGGCAAAACCGGUCCUCAGCAUCGUCCUCUUCGCCUCAUGCUCCGGUCACAGGCGUCAAACCAGCGCCUGCAAACGUCUGGGAGCUUCGCAAGCUGCAAAAAGCUGAGGCUGCAGCAGCAUUGACUGCUCCUCGGCCUGCAAGCGCGAAUGCUGCUCUCGGCAUUCAAUCGAAGCGUGCGUCUACCCAAGAAGAGACAGCAGCAGGCGGGCAAGGCAAUCUGGACAAGCUUCCAAUUGCGACGAGCCCACCUGUCCGAGCGGAAGGUACCACUGCAACCCACAAUGCGGCUCUCAAAGGUGAUAUAGACAACGCUCAACCCCAUACAAAUACUCCGUCGAGAAGUGGACGAGGUCGGGUCGAAUGCGAAGAGCCACGAGGGGCGACUUCAAUAGCUUACGUGGCACCUCAGAGCACAAAAGAUGCAUCGGUGCAGACCAAAUCGACCGCAAUCUCCCUCUCUGCCGCAGAGCGAAAGAGCAAUCAAGAGGGCAACGUCUCAGGUGCGGGUACGACGGACAACGCCUGGCUUGACAAGAUCAGCAUGCUCAACGGGGCCCAGGAACUGCCUUCUGCUGAAGGACGUACGACUGCUGUCAGCGGACUGCCGGCAUCGGUGACCGCACUAGACUCGAGCACCCUGACCCGAAGGCUCCCACAGACCGGGGAGAGGCUACCACAGUCGGUUGCCUCCAGUGCAGGCGGCGAUGUCAAUGACAGGCAAGGACUUGACAGAGAUAAGUCCCGAAGAGCCAUCGAAAGCCCUGAACGCAAUCAGAUCGCUUCCGAGCGCGAGUGCAGAGACUCUGACAGGGUUUUGCGAGCUCAGAAGAAAGACGGGCGCGUGGGAGUAGGUGAGAACCGCAUGUCGCUGCACGGAAUGUCCGAGGGCGCCGAUCGCAUGCCCAGCUCUACGAGCGCCUUCAAGACCCUCCAGCGGGGAACAUCAACAGAGCCAGCUGGUGGCAGCGGAUCAACGGGCGAAGCAGAUCCGGUCAGAGAUGCUCGUAUGGCCGUCGAGGUCGAGGAGGUCGAGGACGAGGCCGCGGUAGAGGUCGUAUCUCAGGUAGCGAAGAUCGGUCAAGGCAGUAUUCAGCACCAGUAUCAAUGGGCAAUGAUGGCGACUGGGACACUCAAGUCGGCGGUGACGGCAUUGGAAGCACCAAAUCUGUGCAUCACGCUCAUCAAGCCUCGUCUACCGGCCAAGAAAACAGGGCUCGUACUGACUCGGCAAGCCGAGCCUACGAUGCUCCCCAGAUUACCCACAUGGCAACAACCCGGACCUUACUUCCACGAUGCUCACCCUGGCCAAACUGGUUUCGGCUCCACCGCCAGUACUUACUUUCCAAUGUCGAUGAGAGACGACCCUCCAAAUGGAGCACAGGCUACUGUAUGGACAUCACCUCGACCAGAGCCUGGCGCGUUGCAUGGCCGUCCAUUCCCUGAUUACAGGAUCGUUCCUCCAGAAUCGCCUGUAUCACGCUUGGUCCAUCAGGUCGAGUUCUAUUUCUCGCCGCAGAAUCUCUACAAGGAUUCCUUCCUACGUCAACAAAUGGACCCUGCCUCGGGUUGGGUACCUCUGGCAUUAAUACAAAGCUUCAAGAGAGUCAGGAUGCUCUCGCAGGACGUUGAUCUACUGUUGAGCAGCGAUCCCGUUCUAGAGAGACUCAGGCACAACCCACAUGUUGAGAUGGAUGAGGAGGGCAGGCGUUUGCGGAAGAGGUACGGAUGGCAGGAGUGGGUCGUCCAGCCAGAUGGGCUGAUGCUGGCUGCCCCCGUGAUGAGUGCACCAGUGGGCCCCGGAGUCUUGGGUGGAUUCCCUCCUCAUGAGUUCGGUCACCUUCCCCCUAUGCGUUUGGACAGCGAGGGCGGGCCGGAGCAGCAAGCCCUCUAUGUCCAACCUCAGCAGGGAUACUGGCUCCCGCACAACGCUCAACUUCACUCAGGCUAUUACGUGCUUCCCGCUUCGGGACAGCCUAUGUCAGGCUAUGCCCCACCCCAUAUCCAGCACUGGCAGCCGGCUAUGGGAGGCAUGCCUGCCUUCCCUCCACCUGUCCCGCCGACUCAUUUCACGACCUUCGACUCGCGAGCCCCUGCCUAUCAGAACACCUCUUCUCCUGUGUCAGAAUUUGGGGCCCCCUCGAACCAAGCAUCCGUGUCCUCUGUCCAGCCCUCACCGGCAAGAAGAGGUUCAGCCCUGGCGCCGUCUCCAGACAGAAACCUUUCGCAGGCCACCUCACCUUCCAUUGCCGAACAGCACUCAAUGCAUUUUCAGUCGACGCAGCAGCAGCAUCUGCAACCUGAGCAAUCCCAGAUCUCGAGUCGCCAAAGCGAUCAAGUCAGACCCGUACUCUCCCAGCACCACGACAAUUUGCACUCUUUCGUACAUCCCGCUCAAGAUAUGUACCACGCGCACCCAUUCGCGACCGAAGGUGCCCUGUCUCCUUCGGCCGAUACGUUGCCAGACAAUCGAGUCCAAGGUCCAAACUAUAGAGGCGCCCCGCGAGGCCCCGAUGACCAAGCUGCAAGUGCAGCCCACACUCCCUAUGGCCUUGAUGGACAGCCGGAUCAUCUGAUGUCCUACCAAGGCGCGGACGGCCAGCACGCUUCGUAUGCUGAAUCACCUGCCCAAGGUCGGAUCUACCCUUCAUCUUCCGUGUCCUACCCGGCAGCUCGCUCAUCUGUGGACGCGUCAUCGUCUGCGUUUGGUACUCCCCCUCUUGACUCAUCGAUGGUCUCAGCCUCCUCUGCUACUUCGACCUCAGCUUCGCAACGUCGUCGAGUUCCCAGCAGUGAAAGUCCUGCCCACACCGGCAAAGAUGGAUCUGAUCGAGUGGACCACUACGGAGAUAACAACAGGAAAGGGUCUCAGCAGGAGGCUCCGCCGUUCACAGACACAGCAAAGUCGCUAGAGAAUCAUUCCAAUGGGGGCUGUGCAACAUACUUUUCACAGACUCAAGCUCCCGCAACUCUUACAAAGGACAUCAAGCACCUCAAUAUCGGAGGCAAUAGUGGCUCUGACCUCAGCGCUCCACAGGCCCAUAGCGCCCCUGAUGCAAAGACAUCUGCGGGAGGAAGGCACCAGCGUGCAGACGAAGAAGACGACGAUGAUGAGGAUGUCGGUCUAGGCGUCAUUGCUGCCGAGGGUCUAGGAGGCCUAGUCGGUCGGGGAGCGUGA